AUGCGAAUUCAGGGUUCUCAAUUUCACACGUGGAGUAGAUUGCUGAAGCAAUUACCACCAGCUGAGUCAACAAUCUCAAAAUUCACGCUGCAGAAGUCGACUAUUACAAUAAAUAAUAUUGCAGGUGUCGCCGAAAAUGCAGAGGUUGUUCUAAAUGGAUGGAUCGACAAGAAGCCAAAGAAAAUCAGUAAAAACUUGAAUUUUGGUUUACUCCGUGAUCAUGAAGGUAAUACACUACAACUGGUAGAUACAAAAUCGCUGUUGAAACAUGCUGCUGUCGAAGAUGUUGUCCAGGCAAGAGGGCAUUUAUCGCCCAAAAAAGAUUCUGACUCUGCAUUAGAAUUGAAAUUGAACUCUAUGACAACACUGAAUCGUUCAAAUAGGAAACCGUCAGAGUUGCAGGACUUCAAGGAGACUGGAGACUAUCCUCCAGAGUACAGGUUUUUGCAAUUAAGAUUGCACAAAUAUCAAGCUAUAUUGAAAAAGAGGAACUCAAUCACAAAAAGUGUUAGAGACACUUUGAAUGAUCAAGGCUUCAUCGAAAUUGAAACGCCGUUACUCUUUAAAUCUACUCCAGAGGGAGCAAGAGAGUUCUUGGUACCCAGCCGAAAAGUUGAUCAUAAUUCAAAAAGACCUACCUUUUAUGCAUUACCGCAGAGCCCUCAACAAUAUAAACAGCUCUUGAUCGCAAGUGGUGUCAAUAAGUACUUUCAGUUGGCUCGUUGUUUCAGAGAUGAAGACCUUAGGGCAGAUAGACAACCGGAAUUCACUCAGAUAGAUUUAGAAAUGGCAUUUUCGUCAGCUAAUGAUGUUAUGCAAGUUGUUGAAAAACUUCUUGUCCCCUUGUGGAAGCAAUACUCUGCCUCAAACAGUCUUUUGACCUUGAAUAGUCGUGGGCGUUUAGUUUCUGUGGAUAAGGAAGAUCCCAUUUGCCACAUGACAUAUAAGCAAGCAAUGACACAAUACGGUAUCGAUAAACCAGAUCUGCGUGCCCCAGAUUUGAAAAUCAUGGACUUGACUGAAUUUAAGGCAAGGGGCUACACUAAUAAAGACUUUCCCGUUUUCGAAAUACUAAUACUAAGAAAUGCUUUUGAUUCGAAAGAAAGUCUCCAGCAGAAUGCGUCCUACUUUAAUAAUGCCAAUAAUUAUAAUUCAAGAGUUCCAAUUAUUGUUCCUAUAGAGGAUGAAAAAGAUGCUAACAACUGGUUCGAAAAAUUUAUGACACUCGCAGCAUUUGAAAAUCCAAAACUGAUUUCCAAAUUUUUGAAGUUAAAGAAAGGUGAUAUUAUAUGUGGCUCGACUAGACAGCACUCAUUUUCCUUAUUCGAAAAUCCUACACCAUUGGGUAGACUACGUCAAUUGGUUUUAGAUAGUGAUUGGGGUAAAGAAAGGUAUCAAAAAACUAAUAAAGAUGUUGCUACAUGGGUGGUUGACUUCCCUCUAUUUUCGCCGAAAGAAAAAAAUACCAAGGAAGAUAAGAAAUAUGACUAUCCUAGCUACUGUACAGACGCAGUGACAUCCACGCAUCAUCCAUUCACUAUGGUAAAACUAUCCGAUUAUGAAAAACUGCAGACAAAUCCUUUGCAAUGCUCCGGACAACACUACGAUCUCGUCGUAAGCGGUGUUGAAGUGGGUGGAGGAUCAACAAGAAUUCAUGAUGCAGAACUGCAGGAUUACAUUUUCGAAAACAUUUUGCAAAUCAAAAAUUCUGACAAGCUUUUCGGUCAUUUGUUGCGAGCUUUUAGGAUGGGAACGCCGCCGCACGCAGGUUUUGCUGUUGGCUUUGACAGAUUAUGUGCCAUGCUUUGUGGCACCGAGAGUAUAAGAGAUGUAAUUGCUUUUCCCAAAAGUAUAACCGGAUCAGAUCUAGUUGUUGGCUGUCCCACUGUUGUGGAUGAAAAGACAAUUAACAUGUACAACAUUAGAUACAACAGUAAGUCAUGA
Molecule: messenger RNA, 1944 nt
Organism: Zygotorulaspora mrakii
Lineage: Eukaryota; Fungi; Ascomycota; Saccharomycetes; Saccharomycetales; Saccharomycetaceae
Gene: MSD1
Product: aspartate--tRNA ligase MSD1
Exons: 1
Coding region: 1-1944 (647 amino acids)
Biological process (GO): aspartyl-tRNA aminoacylation
Cellular component (GO): mitochondrion; cytoplasm
Molecular function (GO): ATP binding; aspartate-tRNA ligase activity
Source: RefSeq, a predicted model, not a curated record